AUGCUGGGCAAGAAGCAGACCACGCUGAUCCCCCACCCGAAGUCGACCAAUUACGACGACGACGACGACGCUCCCGCGCGUCCGCUGAAGCGCAUUAAGCGCGGGGAGGCCGGCGAUGCUGGUUCAGACUACGCGCACUGCCCCGACUCGCCGAAGCCUGCGGCCCGAAGCGUGAUUCCCGACUCAGACGCUGAGAGCGACGACGACGAGGAGGAUGUGGAUGCGCCAGCACCAGUGGCCCGCACCGAUCUCGAGAGCGCUUUGCCGCCGGUUGAAACGGACAAGGAGGCCAUUGAGGCCUACGAGAUACAGCGAGCUUCCGAAGAUGCUGAGCGACUUGACCAGGAUGGCCGACUGAGGGAGGGCAAGUGGGUCAAAGGGCGAAGCUCUAUAUACGUCGAUGCCUUCAACCUGGCGUUGGAUACCGUUCUGGAGGAAGAGCGCCACCUUUUUGAUGAGGCCGAGAUGGAAGUCUUCUCGCAAUGGCGCGCUCUGGACUACGAGGCGCAGUAUCUAUACGUCCGCCUCUUUCUCCGGAAAACGUCGGCCUGGCACCGCAUCAACAGGCUGGGAUAUCACAGCGAUAUUGCUGAUCUUGACGUGGCAAUCGCGGCUUUGCAGCAAGCAAGACCCCUGCCUGACUCGAAAGCCCCAGCGCAAAGCAACCCAGGCGAGCUCGAACCUCCAGAAGGCACAGCCUUAGGCCCAUCGUUCUCCUUCGCGGACAGAUCCGAAGACCACAUCGACACGCUUGAAGAAGCGUCGUCGUUGCUGAAGCUGGACGAGCUUAAAGCAUUGGCAAAAGAUGCCAAGGUCCAAGGCAAGAAUAAACAGGAUCUUCUCAGAUCUUUCCGGAAAGCAAGCCAAAGACAAACGGGUCUUGGAUGGGUAGGCCUGAAACGGUCUGACACCGACGCGUCCACGAAAUCAGCCGACGGCGAUCCAGAUAGCGCAUCGACACGUGAGAACACGCCUUUGCCGGAGGACGCGAAUCGGGACGCCCAUUGGGUACGGAAGAUCAUGUCUGAGACGGGUCCCUGCAUACGACUUUCGUCGCCGGCGCUGAAGCUGUUCGAGCGAGUCCACUUGGUCUUCUACCGUUCCACGGAAUGGACUGAAAAGUCUCUGACGACCAUCAUCUUGGCCAGGAUAUCACGGCGCAACUUCCCAGACUACGUCGUAUCCAGAUCGGCAAACGUCUUUGCUUCCCGGGCCCUGUUGCUUGAGUUUGAGGCAUCACUGCGAACACAGUUCCGGGUUGACAACAUCCUGGAGUUUAACGGCACGCCGGGCCCGAGAGAUCUGCAACUGAUCCUCGAUUUGUUCGAAGAGGUGUACCCCCGCUGGCUCGUGCUGCUCCAGGAAGAACAAGCCAAGGAAGAUAGCAUAUACAUCAGCGGCGAGGGUGCCUACUUAAGACGACUGUCUCCUGCCUGGGUGUACACUCGUAUCGUGCACAAGGCCACCUAUGUACUCGGGAAAUUCAAACAACACAAGCGGGAACACGAACUGUUGACAGAGCUGCUCACCCAGCGUUUGUUCCAUGUGUCACGCCGCGGCGCUUGGUACCAACGCAAGGCGUUACUGGAAGAGCACUACAUGGCAGCUCUGAUGCCGUCGGAAGGGCUCGGUGAGGAGUCGCAGAAGCGGCAUUGGAGACAAAUCGCCCUUCAGACGUGCGAGGAAGGACUGCAAGACCACCUGGUGCACCAGAUAUACCACUACGACCUCCAGAAGCGCGUCACGAAGCUCGAGAAAGCGCUCAAGAUUGCCAAACGCUUCCAGCACUCAUUCAGCCACGUCCGGCUGGCCACCCCAGUCGAAGUGACGAUCGAAGGCAUCCGCAUCGAGCGGUCGCCGACGCCAAACCCCAACAACAACACCAACACCACCACCACCACCACCACCACCACGACGAACCGCCGCGGCGCCGCCAUCCGCCGCACCGUCUGGCUCGACGAGCGCGAAGGCGGCGGCGAGUGCAGCGUCGAGGCCAUGUGCCUAUCGCACUACCGCGCGCGCGGGGGCGGCGGCGGCGGCUGGAAGGGCUUCCACAGCGAAGGCGGCAUCGUGCGCACGCUGUUCGCCUACCUCUUCUACGACGUGCUCUUCGCGUACGUGCCGCACGUCUUCCAGACCCCCUUCCAGACGUGCCCGCUCGACCUGCACACGGACGCCUUCUUCGCCGCGCGCCGCUCCGCCGUCGACCACCGCCUCGCGCGCAUCGCCAACGGCGGCGCCGCCCAACUGAUCCGCGGAGUGUGGGACGCGCACGCGGAGCGCCGCACGUGCGUCGUCGGGCUCGAUUGGGGGUUCGACCUGGGGGAUCUGCUGGAGAUCGCGGAGUGCUUUGGCGGCGAGGCGUUGGCGGCGGUGUGCAGGGUCGUGGCGCAGGAGUAUGGGCAGAGGGCCGGGGGCGUGCCCGAUCUGUUUUUGUGGUGUCCCGAUCGCGGGGAGGUCAUGUUUGCGGAGGUCAAGAGCGAGAAUGACAGGCUGAGCGAUACGCAGAGGCUGUGGAUACAUGUGUUGACGGGGGCGGGGGUGAGGGUCGAGCUGUGCAAUGCGGUUGCGAAGGAGGUUAGGAGGGUGUAG
Messenger RNA from Diplodia corticola, 2592 nucleotides. RefSeq names its product coiled-coil domain-containing protein mtmr15. Gene Ontology annotation, cellular component: nucleus. NCBI's taxonomy places the organism in Eukaryota, Fungi, Ascomycota, Dothideomycetes, Botryosphaeriales, Botryosphaeriaceae. Gene Ontology annotation, biological process: interstrand cross-link repair. The coding region runs from base 1 to 2592 and encodes 863 amino acids. Gene Ontology annotation, molecular function: flap-structured DNA binding; 5'-flap endonuclease activity; 5'-3' exonuclease activity. The record is from RefSeq and is a predicted model, not a curated record. The transcript has 2 exons.